GUAUGUAGGUAUAGUAACAUCCUAGCAGAAUCAAACAUUUGUUUCUUCUAGUGCUAACACUUUUGAUGUCAUAACAAUAAAUUGACAAAAUGUGGAAAUUUAUAACUCGUGGUAUUCGUGAAACUUUGGAACGCCGUGUAUGUCGUACAAAUGUUUAUUCGCAAACAUUUCAAGAUCCCAAUCCAAAAAAUGAGGUUAAGGCCAGCUUGACGUGUAACUACAAAUUUUUGGUACCGAGUUUUUCGGUUUUCAAUAAACACUUCUGUGGAUCAACAAAAACUGAUGGUGCAGAGGACAAGGAACAUGAUUCCAAGUGGAAUACAAAACAUUCUUGGUCAGAAGCUAUAAAAUUGACCACUUGGAUGGCACUUGGAUGGGUGGUAUGUGAAACAUUAUGUCUUGGCAGAAGAAUCUCUGAAAAGGAAAAACGUGAUUCCUUAAAAAAUAAACGAAUACAAGUUUCAGAAGCAUGUAUUUCUGACCUAAUUGGUCAAGUAUUAAAUUUAAGGCCAAAACAUAUUCUACCUAUUAUUAAUUGUGUUGGCAGUAGUAAGAUAUAUGCUCAAGAAAAUACAGAAGCUGAAUGGAAACCUGAUAAACCAUUUGGACCAAUCACCAUUGAAGAGGCCUUGAAGGAAGCCACUGAAGAAUUUGCUAAUAUUCAUAAAUUAGCUACAGCUGAAUUUGAACUUCAUUAUGGUUUGAAAGCUUUAGAAGAAAGACGUUACAAGGAUGCUAUAAAACAUUUUACUGCUGGUGCAAAACUAUCAUCUGCUGUUAGUAUGUUCAAUUUAGGUUUGUGUCACGAAUUAGGCCUUGGAACAUUGGUUGAUCAUGCAAAGGCUGCAAAAUAUUAUAGUGAUGCAGCAGAGCAAGAUCAUGCAGAUGCUAUAUAUAACUUAGGAGUUUUUUAUGCUCAAGGCAUAGGUGGUUUCACAGUAGAUCUUGAUAGGGCUCGUAACUAUUUUAUUAAAGCAGCAAAGUUAGGGCAAAGACAAGCACAACAUGCGUUAGAUUUAGAGAAAAACUAUUAUCAGUCUAAGAAAAAAGAACAUGACAUGAUGCUUUCAAAUAAGCAUGAAAAUAUCAAAAAAUGUAUGCAAACAAAUGAACAUGUGAAUCAUAUUCUUAAGAAACUGAUUAAUUACAAUAGUGCGUUAUAUACACAGUCACAAGUAGAAUUUUCUGAAAAUUCUAAUCAUAAGCAAGCUACAAUAGGAUCUAGUGAUGCAACACAGCUGUUUUUAGAUAUGUUUGGGUUAAACGAGCCAAAUAUAUUACCUGUUCCUGUGGAAUCAAGUAAUUGUAGUGUGCCAUGUUAAAGAG
Habropoda laboriosa is the source of this 1326-nucleotide messenger RNA. RefSeq lists its product as uncharacterized. Gene Ontology annotation, molecular function: protein binding. The record is from RefSeq and is a predicted model, not a curated record. NCBI's taxonomy places the organism in Eukaryota, Metazoa, Arthropoda, Insecta, Hymenoptera, Apidae. The transcript is spliced from 4 exons. Bases 90 to 1322 code for a protein of 410 amino acids.